AUGGAUGUCAGCGUCUCAAAUGACCUUACUUUGAAGCAACGCCAGGAAUUGAGCAGACUGAGAGACAAAGGCUGGAGAGGAUACUACAAGAAUUGGAAACUGGCUGUGGUUCCAGAGACUCAGCUGGCACCCUCGGAUUCCCCCGCCACAACCCACCGACACAUGGGUAACGCAGGGAGACCAGCGCAGGCACACGGAACAACAACAGCGAGAACUCAAGGAGGAUGGACUCUAGCCGAACGACCCAGCUCGGACUUCCAGUCCCCCGAGAGGCGUGUGUGUGUGAGGCUACAGGCUAUGGAGACCAGCUGGCCUCACGCUCGCCGCUCCUGCCUCGCCGACAAAGGUUUUUUGGUCAAGACAGACGUCCAGAUGAACGUUGGGGGAGUUCGACUUGAUCACUAUAUCAAGGGGCAUGGGAUCGGGUCAGUGUGGACGGGCAUGCACACAAACUACGGCAGCUUGGUAUGGGACGGUCUCAAGCCUAAGCUGGUGAAGGCUUACACAGGGGAGUCCCGGUUGUACGGCGUGCGCAAACGAGGCUGGAAGCUGGAUCUGGGCCAGCUUGUGGAAGAGGAGGAAGAAGGAGAAGAAGGAGAAGAUAAUAGUGAGGAGGAAGACGCGUGUGCUGUUCUGGUCCUCGGCGGUACUUCGGAGUCUGGGGAAAUAGGCUCAGAGGAGCCGUUGUCGCGCCGACACAAGAGAUCACCGGUACAGGUGCCACCGUCUUCCAGCGUGUCUUCAACUGGCCCAAGUGGGCAAAGUGGUCACCGAGUGGACAACGAGGACAUGCCUCUUAAUCGUGAGCCCACGCGGGAGAUGAGGAUGGAGUCGCUGCAGAACUUCCUCUCCAACCAGGGCUUCCAGGAAAAAUACGUAGAAAGCAUCGGCGACUCCAACAAUCAACAGGUCGAGGUUAAAUCACAAGGGCAUAUUAUCCAAUCGGGGGUGACCACAGUCUCAACGACUACAACUGACCAAUCACAGCUCGAGGAUGACGACUACCACCAGGUGACCAAAAGAAGUGUCCGGCCACCGGUUAGUACAACGUCAGUUCCGACCAGCCCGAGCACGACCAGACCGCCGGUCACAUCACCUCCGACGUCUUUGCCCAGGCACGCAGACGCAUCAGCUACACUGGGAGACAGACGCACAUCCCUAGUUACCAGCAGUACAGCACGCCCGGAAACAACAACUGGAAUAGACGACCUUUUAGGUCAACUGCUGCACGCUUCACUCGCCGCUAGCGGACCUGACCCAACAAUGCCAGGAGGCGGAACUGGGGGCAUUGGGGGCGGUGAGAAAGGAGGGGGUUUGAUCAGUGGGGGCAAUAGGGUAAUUGGUGGAUCUAAUAAACCCUUUGCCGCGUCCCAGGCUCGCACAGUGCAGACAGCUGACUAUCUCAGAUCUCUGUUAGAUCAUGCCACUGUCACCAUAGCGCCAGCCACUUCUGUGACCCCGGCGGGAGCUGAAGUGACCCCGACGCAACCUCCUGCUGAUGCUAACGACAUCCUAGCACAGCUUCUCGCCAGCGGUGUACAACAGCAGGACACAACUGAAACACCGAGAACGAUCUUCUCCGCAAAUCCCAGAGCUCGUAGUUUCUUUCACGGACUUCGCAACGGAAGCGUGACCAACGAGAAUAGUAUUGACAAAACGUCAAGGGGGCCUGUAGGGAAUUCUGAUACAACCACCACAACAACUUCAACAAUCUCCGCCGGUACAACGGCUACCGAAGCCUCCAACACGGCCUCUCUCAGCAGGUCGACCGGCCCUACCGUAUGGGCAUCUUCUACUAAUCGCUUGUCUCACAGGCCACAGGAAAACGCCAACUCUAUCAUGGUACGCGGUCGUGGCAAGAAUGCACAUGCUAAAAAGUCUGAGGUAUCAUUUGAUAACACAACUCUGGACAUGUCGAGGGAAUCCAGUUCUUCCUCUGCUGAUACCAGUGCAGAGAAAAAUUCAAACGAAACGUCGUCGGAUGGGAAUUCUACUAUGCCAGGGGGACUUUUCAAUAGUUCUGUUACCACUGAAGAUCCGCUAGACAACUCGCAGGAGGUCACUGACCCACUAGCGUCCGGCGAAUCCACAACUUCCAGUCCACUAGAUAGCGUGGAUCCAAUAUCCAGUUUGCUGGGUGGUAACUCCUCGCUGGAUGCCGGAUCUCAGGAAGAGACCGGUUCUACCACAACGAUAGCGAAUCUACUCGAGAGUGUGGAUCUCGAUAUAUACGGACCAGUAAAGAACGAUUCCAGUCCAGCGUAUGGUGGGCUCGGAGUUUCGAAUAACACGCGCUCCACAGAAGAUAGUGCGGAGAUGAUGGACCGGUCAAACGUGACCGACUCGACGGAGAACGCUGUGGAUGAUGAGAACUUGGAUAUCCGCGAUAUGCUCACCUCGAGCAGGUCACGUCAUCUGAACAACUCUGAUAGUCACCAAGUAACGUCGCAUGAGCAACCAGAGGGUGAGGAUAGUUGGGGUCAAAAUUCGCAAGAAUCUGGUCUAGACCUUGGUGAUGACGGCAUCAUGUGGGCAGGUCUUGGCGACCCGGAAAUGACCAAUACGAUGAGCCUGGAACAGUGCCAGGAGGGACACUCGUCAGUGUGCAUGACGGAGGCGGUAGAAGAAUUGACUCUUGGUGAAUUUUUCGAAGACAUCUCUGAAGAAGAGCACACUGGAAUCUUCGUGAAGAACAUGACGUCAUUCCACCCAAGGACUCUGUGGUGUCCACUGCGCAUGUCAUCGUUUGACGACAUCAUCGUAUGGUACAAAGAUGGUCGACCAAUCAGAGAGAGGGAAGAAGAUGAAGAUACGGCCUUCACGAACACAAACAAUCACGUAAUCACAGUCCACGGGAGUAUCAUCACUGCACCCACUGACCCCGAGGCGGCUGCCAUGUUCAAUCUGAUGGGUCAUCUCUCCGGACUUCUGACUGUGUUGGACCACGAUCUGGCCACAAUAAGCAAAAGUUUGACCCACAAACUUCGCGCGCACAUGCCAAUAGUUCUGGACGUCAUCUCCUUUGUCCGGAGAACCAAUUCCCAGACGGGCCAGACGGAGUUUGUGACGUAUAUAUGUACGGCCACCGGCGACCUUCCUGCGCGCAUGCGCGGAGACCUGGUCGAUCUGUACGUGUCCACUUUGUACAACGUUCUGAAGGCCAGAGAGCCGGAACUCCGACAGAGCUGGAACUUAAGACUUCCCCUAGACGAGGCUGUCAAUAUCUCCAUGGCAGGUGAGCCGACAACUGGUGCGUACAGUGGACCGAGUCUUGUCGGCGCCGGAGGAGGAACUGAGGAGGGCAGAGGAGAGGAGCGCAGCACCCUCGCUUUGGUAUCGUCGUUGUACCCUCUCCACCGACAGCCCAAUAACGGCCCACAAUCUCAACCCCAUAGCAGCGAAAGGGACAGUGAGCUGACUUCGCAGAGACGACUUUUGUGUUUCAAAACCCUGAUAGCAGACCUCGAGAAGUUCGGCGAGAAGGCCCAGAUGACCGCGCGUGACCCCCACGUCCGUUUCGUGACCCCCAACGUGGCUAUGGACCUCUGGGACCUGGAUGACCCCCAGCACGUAGUCAUCGGCAUGGGCGCCACUCACACGCCAAGUUGGUCAGAACCGCUCUCUGAACCGCGGAUUCUAGAGAUCAAGCUGCUGGAUGGACGUGAAGCCGUUCUACUACGCCUUUGCCCUCCCUGUUGGCAUCAUCAUGGUGUUCAACCUGGUCAUGUUCGCGGUCAUCCUGCUGAGUCUGGUCACCCGGCCCAAGGGACUCCGCAGUAACCAUGGCAACCACAAGGCCAGGGAGACCAACAUCAAAGCUGCCUUCACAAUCUUUAUACUGCUUGGUUUGACAUGGCUUUUUGGUUACCUGGCUGUUGAGGAUGCUCGGAUCCCCUUCCAGUAUGCCUUUACAGUACUCACCUCUCUACAAGGAUUUCUUAUCUUUGUGUUGAUGGUGGUCCGGCGGAAACAGGUUC
Messenger RNA from Aplysia californica (California sea hare), 3977 nucleotides. RefSeq lists its product as uncharacterized. Gene Ontology annotation, cellular component: membrane. The record is from RefSeq and is a predicted model, not a curated record. NCBI's taxonomy places the organism in Eukaryota, Metazoa, Mollusca, Gastropoda, Aplysiida, Aplysiidae. Gene Ontology annotation, molecular function: G protein-coupled receptor activity. Gene Ontology annotation, biological process: G protein-coupled receptor signaling pathway; cell surface receptor signaling pathway.